CACACCUCUAAUCUAGGGCUCAGCCUUGUUUAUGGAUUUCAGCCGUCUCUCUGUCUCUCCAGUCUCCACUCAGCUCCACCGGCGGCCGGCCUUAAAUUAGUCUUCUCCGUCUGGCCUCUGCUCCGUUUCCCUUCGCCUUUCCUAACCCGCAAACCCCCAAAUCAAACCAAACAUCAGAGGUGAAGAAUAGAAGGAUUUUCGGUUUUGAUUUCGAUUGAAGCCUCAUUAUUCUAUCAAUUUAAUGGCUCGACGUCGUCGGCGACUCAAAAUCGUAGAGGAUGCAAGUAGGGAUUUAAUAAGUGAGCUGCCGGUAGAGGUAAAGGACAGAAUUUUGGAGUAUUUGCCGACCCGAGAUGCCGCCAGAACUGCUCUGCUCUCAAGGCAAUGGAAUGAUGUUUGGUUGCAGCAUGAGCGGCUUGCGUUCGAUUCCGAAUUCGUGCAAAAUUUCCAACAGUCCCAAGAUGAUGAAGGUAGAACCCUCGUGAACAUAAUCAAUAAUAUCCUCUUUUCCCGUGCUGUUCCUGUUAAGAAAUUUACUCUGCAUAUAGACACUGCAUAUGAUCCUUCGCCCUCGCCGCAGCAAUCUGAUAUUGAUAGGUUGUGUCUUUUUCUCUCAAGUAAUGGUGUGGAGGAACUUAACUUAUCUUUAUAUAGUAAUCAAGAGCCAGAUUAUCAGCUGCCAUUUUGUUUACUCUCUUGCAAGACAAUUAAGAAACUGAUUGUGGAAGGUCCUUUUAUUGAUUUGCCUGUAAAUGCUUGUGGUAUAUUUUCCAAUGUCACUUCAUUAGAGUUCUUGCAUGUUGAAUUUAAGCGUGGUGUUAAUGGAAUUGCCUCUAGUAUUAGUAUUCCUAAGCUUGAGAAGCUGGCUCUCGAGCAUUGUAGAGGGAUCAAUAAAUUUGAGAUCAGCCCUCCAAAGCUUGAAAUCUUGUCUGUUAUUAAUUGUAUGGGUGAUGUGGUUGAGUCGAGAUGGUUGGCACCGCAUUUGAAAGCCAUUAAGACUCUUUGGUUGUGUGGCUAUUCGUUGAAGUGUAUGAAUGUAUCUAUGUUUUCAACUGCAAUAAAUCUGCGAGUGCUGAAGCUAUAUGAAUUAGAUUUUGGUUGUCGGAGGCAGCUCAUCGUUUCUAUGGUAUUGCUUCAAAAAUGCCCCAACCUAUGUGAACUGCGGAUUAUGGCACAUAAGUUAGGUUGGAAGGAUGACAUGACAAUGAACGAUGCUGCUUUAAGGCUUUUGGAGGAUCGAAACAGUUGCUUGUAUAGUCAAGAGCUGCAUAUGCUUAACACAAUUAAGAUUGAAGCAUUCAGUCAUCAAUCCGCACUCGAAAUGCUUUUUAUGAAAACGCUGCUAUUGAAAUCCCCUGCGCUAGAGAGAGUUGUUAUAGUGAAGUCUUGGCGUAUGAAUGCCUCCGAGGUGAGAAAAAUCCAAAGGAAGUUGGAAUGCUUCCCUCGUGCAUCUCCAAACGCACAAAUUGUCUGCACUGGCAAUGACUAUGCGCGUAUGAGUAAGGACUGGAUGGAUACCCAUGGUAUUAGGCUUGUAGAAUAGUAUGAUGAAUCUCCAUGGCUUCUAUUUGGUUGUAGCUUAGAAAUGUAAGCAAAUGUUGUGUUGGAAGUUAAAAUGUUUUCUAUGUUCAGCAUGAGGUAUGUGUAAUCAGCAAGCAUUGUGGGCAAUUAAAAAUGUUUUUAAUAAAUGUCAACAAUUUCUUCUGAUC
Messenger RNA from Ipomoea triloba (trilobed morning glory), 1709 nucleotides. Its product is annotated as F-box/LRR-repeat protein At1g55660-like. The transcript has 3 exons. Bases 242 to 1543 code for a protein of 433 amino acids. Gene Ontology annotation, molecular function: protein binding. The record is from RefSeq and is a predicted model, not a curated record. Lineage: Eukaryota; Viridiplantae; Streptophyta; Magnoliopsida; Solanales; Convolvulaceae.